CCAUCGGAGCGCUAGGCAGGACAGCAGCCCCCCAUUGCAGCCGUGCCUGGCCAGGGGCAGGGGACCAGCUGCUUGUGGGGAUGAGCUCCUGGCCUUGGCAGCAGACCCCACGGCAAGGCCCGUCUGCAAUGGCCAGCCCCGAGGGCGCCAGCCUCCACCCAGGGAACCAGGCCACCCGCCCGCCUGCCGGGCUCAUCUUCUCCCCUGAGCUGGGGCCAUCACCCGUCGGCGGCUUGUGCACGAACAUGGGACAUCUCAGCUGUGUGGAGAGCGUCACCCCAAGGAGAAAGCUGAGGCUGUCCCCAGACACCCUGACUCCGAGCUCCACUGGCUCCCAGCCGCCGGCUCCCGCGGGAACGCCCACAGGUGGUGCCCUGGAGCCCUGGCUCAGCCCCCGGGCCUGCAGCAGCAGCAGCAGCGAGGGCAGCUGCAGUCAGAUGCCCUCGCGCUGCAUCCUGCCCUGCUCCAGCAAGCACCUGCGAGGAGCCAGCCAGGGACCAGGGGAAGGAAGUGCCAAGGGCAGCUCCGGCGUCUCUCCUGCUCCAGCCCCUGGGACGGACGGCAAGACCCUGACCGGGGAUUUUUCCAGGCCCUGCUCUCUGCCUCUGGAGGAUGGCCAGCAUUGGGAUCUGCGUUACAUCAGCCCUGCCACAGUGGCUUCCCUGCUGUGUGGCCAGUUGGCUGGGGUGGUGGAGGAGUACGUGGUGGUGGACUGUCGCUAUCCCUAUGAAUACGCUGGGGGACACAUAAAGGGUGCCCUGAAUCUGUACCGAGAAGAGCAGCUGGCGAGAUGGUUCCUGCCGGAUCCCUUGGGCACAACCCUGUGCCCCCGCAGCAGUGUCCUGAUCUUCCACUGCGAGUUCUCCUCUGAGAGAGGCCCCCAAUUGUGCCGCAGCCUGAGGAGAAUGGACCGAGAUGCCAAUCGGUACCCAGAGCUCUGGUACCCAGAGCUGUAUGUGCUACGUGGUGGCUACAAGGAGUUUUACCAGCACUUCCAGGAUCUCUGCGAGCCACAGGGCUAUAUCCACAUGCGACACAAGGACUUCCGAGCCGAGCUUAGGAACUACCAGCGGAGGAAACAGCCUUGGAGCCUGCGCAGGAUCCGCAAGGAGCUUUUCAAGCCCCUGUCCCCAGGGACUCCCUUCCCAUAGCAAUAUCCCUGACUCACAGCGAGGUACCCACUAGCCCCACUCCUUGCCUCUGAAAUGGAGCUGCCCCUUUCCCAUUUGGCAAGUCAGACCUUCCCCUGCUGGCUGCCUCUGGAGCUCCAGCAUCCCAGCUGUAAUUUAAAUCUCUAGCCUUUAUGGUUGCAAAGAAAACCUUAAAAAUAUGGCUCUGUCAAUGAACUUGAUGCAGUGACGUCUUCCUGAAUCUGCAGGCAGCCUGAAAUGAUAGCUCUGUGAGGUUGAACUGCUCCAUUCAGCUCGCUGGAUGUUGACUUGAUGUCAGCGUUGUUCAGUUUUUCAUUUCGGACCCAGAGACACAGGACAGAGGAGGAGCCAUAAUUUCAUGGAGACCUGCGCAAUUUGCCUUUAUUGGUGUCACAUUUUAGUGCCUCAAAAGGGUGGAGUUUGGACUGUGGGUGGAGCUUGAGUGCACAUCACUCCUUCCCCCUCCAACUGACCUCAGCCCCUGCCCCAGGGCAGUGAUUGACAGGCACUUCCCCCCCAGGGCUGCCUUCAGCCCCCUCCCCUCCUCUCGCUCCCC
Messenger RNA from Gopherus flavomarginatus (Mexican gopher tortoise), 1707 nucleotides. RefSeq names its product M-phase inducer phosphatase 3-like. The record is from RefSeq and is a predicted model, not a curated record. The transcript is spliced from 11 exons. Gene Ontology annotation, biological process: positive regulation of G2/MI transition of meiotic cell cycle; positive regulation of G2/M transition of mitotic cell cycle; G2/M transition of mitotic cell cycle. Gene Ontology annotation, cellular component: nucleus; cytoplasm. Lineage: Eukaryota; Metazoa; Chordata; Testudines; Testudinidae. Bases 81 to 1151 code for a protein of 356 amino acids. Gene Ontology annotation, molecular function: protein tyrosine phosphatase activity.